UAAAAAAAAGUACUGCUAUAAUAAAUUUUUACUACUUAACAAGUUGUAAAUAUCGUUUCUAAAAAUUUGUUUCGCAUUUAAAAGAAAAAAUAACUUUAAUACUUUAAUUUUAUUAGGUUUACUUGAGAAUUAUUGAGUGUAAAUUCCUCCAGACUUAAUGGAGCCAAAACCCACAUUUGUGACUAGAACGGAAUGCACACGAUAGAAUCGUACGCGAAGUUGUGUAGGCCCAAAACAAGAUUUCUUUUCUUAAUUGUCGGUUUAAAGUGAUUCCAUUUCUUUGUUAAGUAUUAGUGUAAUAAUUUCCCCCAAUACUCUAAUUUGCAUAUGUUGAUUUCACGCAUAAUUCAAUAGGAUUUAAUUAAUUAAUCAGGAAAUAAGGGAAGUGUGCGAUUUGGUCAAUCUGCCAUGAUAGAUCAGAACGCGUCUUCUUUACAGUGAGAAAAAAAGUCGGUAAAUUAUUUAGCAAAAUGCAAAAUUUGUGCUUUUCGGAGCAGAUAAUUACGUGAAGGCACAAAUUGCAGAAUGGUGGUAGAUUGUUUGUCAGUUCAGGGCUCGAUAGCUGUAGCGAGGAAGCAGGAGAGAAGAUUAGGCACUUCUGUCAAUUCCAAAAUGCAGCCAAAUGUAGGUACAAAUGGUGGUGGGAUGACACCCAAAGAACUUUCUGAUAAUGACGACCUAGCCACUUCCCUCGUAUUGGAUCCUUAUUUAGGAUUCACCACUCACAAAAUGAAUGUCAGGUAUAGACCUUUAAAAGCGAACAAGGAAGAGCUACGGAAAAUUAUCAAGGAGUUCAUUCAAACCCAAAAUUAUGAGAAGACCUACAAAAAGUUAAUUGGUGGUGAUUGGGGAGCUCGUCUACCACAUACAAAAUCUAAACAACAACAGGGAAAUCUAAAGGAACAUAUAUACCGAUAUUUAAGGGUUUUCGAUAAAGAUUCUGGAUUUGCCAUUGAGGCUUGCUACAGAUAUUCCUUGGAGGGUCAAAAAGGAGCAAAAAUAAGUGCAACUCGUAAAUGGUUGAAACACGAUGAAAUUCCUUGUCUCGUCGGAUGCAUCGCAGAAUUAUCCGAAAAGGAGGAAGCUGCUUUAUUACAUCCGGGGAAAAAUGACUUUUCAGUCAUGUUCAGUUGCAGGAAAAAUUGCGCUCAACUUUGGCUCGGUCCAGCAGCUUACAUUAAUCACGAUUGCAGAGCAAAUUGCAAAUUUGUUGCAACUGGUCGGGAUACAGCUUGCGUUAAAGCCUUACGAGAUAUCGAAGCGGGCGAAGAAAUCACUUGUUUUUAUGGCGAAGAUUUUUUUGGCGACGGAAACUGUUAUUGUGAAUGCGAAACAUGUGAAAGGCGUGGAACAGGCGCAUUCGCCAGUCAGAAACUUGGAGAUGAUCAAUCGUCUGGUUAUCGACUGCGUGAAACUGAUAAUCGUAUUAACCGGACAAAACAUCGACAACAGCCUUUGAACAGAAACAAACAACAGCAAAUAGAAAGCACUCUCACUGAGAAAAAUGAAUUACUAGUUGGUAAUGCUGCGGUAACGCCUCAAUCUUUAUGCAUGAAAGAAAGAAGAAAAGGUUUAACAAAAUACGAUGCCGAACUUAUAGCACAAGGCUGUCGAUUUUCGGACAUUGCUCAACAACAGCCACUUUUGUUGAAUAAUGAGGAGAAUUCACAGGAAAAUCAAGGACAACAAAAUAAUAACGCUGUCGCUGGUUCGGCAACGAGAAAUCUCCGUAAUAAGCAAGUUAAUAAGACUGAACGAAAUAAUAAUAGAAAUAAUAUGAAGCGUUUUAGUGCUUCACGACUUCAAAAGAAAAGAGGCCGAACAAAUCAAAAUAAAAGCUCAUCUUCAUUACUUGAUGAUUUGACAGAGGAUCACAGUGAAAUUGAGGCGUCACACAGAAAAGAAGAUUCCGAUCGAGUAUCAAAAGAACGUGACUGUACAUUUCAUUCUCACAAUCAUCACAUUGAAAAUUCAAUUCGUAACGAUGAAACACAAAUUCCAAAUUUAAGAUCAGCUGCCACUGGAAAUUACAUUCCAAAACAACGUGGAUGCAAUAAUUACAACGACAGAUUGUCAGCUCACUGCCCCCCCUCAAAUUCAGAAACAAAAAACAAAAGCACCGAACAUUCCUCAUACGAAAAAGAACAUCAUCAUUCAUUUGAAGAGAAUAAAAAUUUUGCUCAUUCAAAACUUUACAAUUCACAAAAUAUUGAUAAAAAUGAUUCUGUUUUACAAACAAAAAAUGGCUAUCUCUGUGUCAGUACAUGUAAAAUUGAACGCUGUGAUCAUCAAGUGCUAAACGUAAAUAGACUCAAGGAUUCCUCAUCACCAUCGCGACCCAAUGAAACAUUAAAUCAAUUUUUCUACGAUAAAACAAUCACCAAACACAAUUCAAUUCCACUUGAUCCAAAUUGUCGAAAAUCGCCCGUACAUGGAAAAGCACCAAAAACUUCCACUUAUAUUAACGAAACAAAUGAUGAUUUUCAUAUGAAAAAUUCUCUAGGCCUAACAAUGGAGACAUUCAGCAAUGAACUUGUUAAGUAUGAGCAAGAGAAAAAUUCCCCAAAUUCAAUGGAACCAUCGAUUGCCGAGGGUUUUCACGAAAUAAAUCCCAUUGAAACAAACAAUGAAUUAUCAAAGGCAAAACUUCAUCGAUUAUCCGAAUCAGAAUCAGAAAUUGGAAUUGAUAAUUGUGAUGAAACAAAUAUUUCCGAUUCAAUAAAUACUAAAACAUCGGAAGAUAAUCGAAAUUUAACAUUAAAGAGAUCACUGUCAAGACGUAGUGAAUAUUUUGAUGUUUCACUGCGUCCACGUAAAGAGCAAAAAACAAAAUCAAGUCGAAAAUCAACGAAAUCAAGAAAUAAAAAGGCACGAAGUCGCUUAACAACAGGAACAACGUCUAGUAAAAAGAAACUUGCGCAUGUUGCCAAUCCAAGUGGUCGAUUAACGAGGAGUCAAAAAAAGGAUGUCGAUAAAAUUAUCAAUACAGCAGUUGUUGGCGCGGCCGAUGAUGAUUCGGGAAUUCAAGGCGAUAUUUAUGAAUUCAGCGAGAAGGACAGUAAUCUUGAGAGUGUUAGUUUGUCAUCGGUGAUGAGACAUAAAUUUGAAAGACGUUCUCCAAUUCAGGAGACGAAUUUACAGGAAGAUGUGGGAAUACCAGAGGAGACGAAAGUGAAUAUUAAGGAGGAAAUUAAAACCGAGAAUUUAAUUUCUGAUGAUCAAUGGACUAAGAGCUCAACACAAGAUCAAAGUUAUAACUUUAAUAGCAGUAAUCAGUCGAGAAAAAGUUCCAUUAAAGUCGAAGAGAAGCCAAAUGGGAUGAUCAUUCAUAAUGAAAAGAGUUUUCUCAAGGUUCCAGCAUUGCCAAAUUAUCAGUGGCAAAAUGGAAAUACGAAUUGUCGAGUGUAUCCGACAACACCGGAGAAAACAAGUGGAAGAUUAAAAUUAACAUUACGCGUGAAACGAUCGCCAGUUGUCGAUGACAAUAUGGAAUCAGGAACAAGUCUCAGCGAAGAUAGUUAUGAGCCCGAGUACGAAGUCGUUGAACUUGAAGGUGUUGAAAAUACCAGGCGACGAAAAAAGCAUAAAACUCGAAAUCGUGAAAGGCGACACAAAAGACGUGGACUUGAUUUUAAUCCUCCUCCACCGCCUGUUAAAAGGCUACGCUUGCUUUUGGGAAAUGAGUCAAUUUCAACAAUUGAUUUGUCUCAUUCUUAACAAUUAAGUUAUCCCAAAAUUGUAAUUAACAAGGCAUCUUUCUUCUAGGUAAAACGUAGCAGAGCUACGAAAUUUAAAGAAAAAAGAAUUCCACAAAAUUGGAACAAGUUAUAUAUAAUUUAGCUUAGAAUUUAUUUAAGUUGUAUUAUCAAAAUGAUUUUAGUUGUUGAAAGUCUUUCCAAGAACGUAAAAUCAUUAACGAUUGUUUCACAUUACGAUUGGAAUGAAUAAGUAUUCUUUUUACUAGCGAAUUUCACAUUUUAUAAGUUUACACAUUGUAUUAUUAAAAAAAAGUGUUUCACUAAACACUGUUCUUUCACUAUUUUUAGAAUGUACCUAAAUGUGUUCGAUGCAUUAUUAUAUUCAUUCCAAUCGUUUAUCUCUAAUAUCUACAAUUUGUAAGAGUGAGAUCUGUACAUUUUUGUUUUUUUUAAUGUAAAUUUAUUCUUUUUAAUUAUUUUAGACGUUAGAUUUCUCUUUUCUCUAUUUCACAAUCGGUUUUAAUAUUUCCGGCGUAAAAAUAAUUUCUCUUUUUUCUUAUUCUUUAGAAAAAAACGAAUAAUUUAUAAAUUGGUUUUUAGCGUGAUAUUUUCUUAUUACUUGCACAUUCUUUGAGCAGGAAUAAUAAAAAUCCAAUGAAGGAUUUUCCACUGUUUAGUGAUAAAACUGGAUAAUUAAUUCAAAUCGUGUCUGAAGUUAUCAUUUAUAUUUGUGAUACAUACAAGUGGUUUGCUUUGGAAUGAAGUAAUAAUUUUUAUUUAUGAAAUAGAAAGAAAAAAUGUGAAAUAAAAGAAAACGGUGAUU
This is a messenger RNA of Leptopilina heterotoma, 4521 nucleotides long. It is a transcript of the gene Hmt4-20, whose product is annotated as histone-lysine N-methyltransferase KMT5B-A. Gene Ontology annotation, cellular component: nucleus. Gene Ontology annotation, molecular function: histone H4K20 methyltransferase activity; protein binding. The coding region runs from base 526 to 3717 and encodes 1063 amino acids. Lineage: Eukaryota; Metazoa; Arthropoda; Insecta; Hymenoptera; Figitidae. The record is from RefSeq and is a predicted model, not a curated record. The transcript is spliced from 8 exons.